ACCACUUAGAUUCCUGUUUCUAAGCUGUGAAACGUGUCACUUCCCUUUUUAAAAGCAGCAACCGUUCAUGAGUCACCGUCAUCAUCUUCUCACUCACUGUCCUCAUCAAAGCAGCAGCACGAGCAGCACCACCGCACAGUUUCAGGUUCCAAAAUGGCCAAAGUCGCGCAGAUUUCUCCAGAGGAACUUGAAGAGCUCAGAGAAGCUUUCGCAAAGAUCGACGUGGACAACAACGGUGUGAUUAGCAGAGAAGAGCUAAAUGAGCUCUUCAAAGCUGCUAACCUUCAGUUGCCAGGGUACAAAAUAAGAGAGAUGGUCCAAGAGCUGACCUCAAGCAGUCAGGAGCUCAACUUCGACACCUUCACCCAGUUGGUCCACGGUCUCAAGAGCAGUGAAGUAGCAAAGACCUUCAGGAAGGCCAUCAAUAAGAAGGAAGGAAUUUGUAAUGUAGCCGGAACGUCGGAGCAGAGUGGAACACAACAUUCCUACUCUGAGGAGGAGAAGGUAGCCUUUGUGAACUGGAUCAACAAAGCCCUGGAGAAGGAUUCGGACUGCAAACACCUGCUGCCCAUGAAUCCAGACACCAAUGAUCUGUUCACUGCGGUCAACGAUGGAAUCCUCCUCUGUAAAAUGAUCAACUUGUCAGUUCCCGAUACCAUCGACGAGAGAACCAUAAACAAAAAGAAACUGACACCGUUUACCAUCCAGGAGAACCUGAACUUGGCACUGAACUCGGCAUCGGCCAUCGGCUGCCACGUGGUCAACAUCGGAGCUGAGGACCUAAAAGAAGGCCGACAGCACCUUGUCCUGGGUCUGCUCUGGCAGGUCAUCAAGAUCGGACUUUUCGCUGACAUCGAGCUCACCAAGAACGAAGCUCUGAUUGCUCUACUGCGUGAUGGAGAAAGUCUGGAGGAUUUGAUGAAACUUUCUCCCGAGGAGCUGCUGCUGCGUUGGGUAAAUUAUCACCUGGAGGAAGCAGGCUGCGGCAAGAUCAACAACUUCAGCUCUGACAUCAAGGACUCCAAGGCUUACUACAACCUCCUGAACCAAGUGGCGCCAAAGGGAGACGAGGAGGGAAUCCCAGCAAUAGCCAUCGACAUGUCUGGACUGAGGGCGAAUGAGGACUUGAAGAGGGCGGAGCUGAUGCUGGACCAGGCUGAACGACUCGGUUGCCGGCAGUUUGUGAUGCCACCGGAUGUGGUGCGAGGGAAUCCCAAACUUAACCUUGCGUUUGUCGCCAACCUGUUCAACAAAUACCCUGCUCUGAAAAAACCGGAGAAUCAGGACAUCGACUGGAGCACCAUUGAAGGUGAAACCCGGGAGGAGAGAACCUUCAGGAACUGGAUGAACUCUCUAGGAGUAAAUCCCAGGGUCAACCACUUAUAUACAGACAUCGAUGACGCUAUAGUCAUUUUCCAGCUCUACGAGAAAAUUAAAGUCCCCGUCGACUGGGAUCGAGUCAAUAUACCUCCGUAUCCCAAACUUGGAAGCAACAUGAAAAAGCUUGAAAACUGCAACUACGCCGUAGAGCUCGGGAAAAAAGAGGCCAAAUUUUCCCUGGUUGGGAUUGCGGGUCAGGACCUAAACGCUGGGAAUCGAACCCUUACUCUGGCUCUGCUGUGGCAACUCAUGAGACGAUACACACUGAACAUUCUGGAAGAGCUUGGCGAUGGUCAGAAAGUGACAGACGACACCAUUGUGGCAUGGGUCAAUGACAUGUUAACACAGGCGGAAAAAAAACCCAUCUCUGGAUUUAAGGACCAAAACAUCAGCUCCAGUCUUCCAGUCCUGGACCUGAUUGACGCCAUCCAGCCUGGAUCGAUAAGAUACGACCUUGUGAAAAGUCAAGAUCUGACUGAUGAGGAGAAACAGAAUAAUGCAAAGUAUGCCAUCUCCAUGGCGAGAAAGAUCGGAGCGCGGCUCUACGCUCUGCCUGAGGACUUGGUGGAGGUCAAACCCAAGAUGGUGAUGACUGUAUUUGCCUGCCUGAUGGCGCGUGGCAUGAAAAGGGCCUGAAAAAGGGUGAAGCCAAGGCAGUACAUGCCACUGUACCGCACGGAAGGACUCGUUCAUGUACUCCAAAUUUUUUUUAUUUUUUACACAGUAGUUCCUAGGAGCAAAGAAUAUCAUCAGUUUAGCGUACGCUAGGUACAGAUAGGGAUUGACAUAUCUGUUGUGAGUACAGUUCCUAAACAGUUCCGAAAACAGAGCCACAAAUUAGAAAGAAAAAAAAACAGUAAGUACGGUCUUAUUGCGGAACCUAGGGUCCAGGUUUAACUGCAAAUGAUUCAUAUCUGCAAAAGGAAGUGUGACAUUAUUUGUCAAGUUGAAAUCCUUGCUGGGUUUCAGUGAAAAUUACACUCUGGAAUUUAUUCUUUUUUUUAAAUUUUUUUUAACUAAAGCAGUUUCAUGUUUGUUGAUAAUAGAUUUUGAUCACUUUCAUAAUUGGCUCCAGUUUGAAUCAAAAUAAAAUUUUAACAGUGGCCGCUUACUCACCACUGAGCAGCUGCAGCGAUGUCAGCA
Molecule: messenger RNA, 2523 nt
Organism: Cynoglossus semilaevis (tongue sole)
Lineage: Eukaryota; Metazoa; Chordata; Actinopteri; Pleuronectiformes; Cynoglossidae
Product: lymphocyte cytosolic protein 1 (L-plastin)
Exons: 16
Coding region: 154-2016 (620 amino acids)
Biological process (GO): actin filament bundle assembly; actin filament network formation
Cellular component (GO): actin filament; actin filament bundle; cytoplasm
Molecular function (GO): calcium ion binding; actin filament binding
Source: RefSeq, a predicted model, not a curated record